AUGGCGGAGCUUGAGUUACUCGUCGGAAAUAGCAAGCGCGGGAAGCCUGAUGGUGUUCAGCUUUUGGAGCUGUUGCAGAAGCUGGUGGCGACAAUACCACGCACCGAUAAAGUCGUGCUCAAACAACACCAGCGGCAAUGCGAGACGAUGCUUUAUGAAGUGCUUGCGCACGGAGUCGGUGCUGCUGUGCGUCGCCUCAUCUACAGCUGCUUCUCUUUCCUGUACGUGCACGGCGAUCCCAUUUCCAUUUACACGCGCGUGAAUGCGCUCCAAUCGUACCUUGCCAGCAAGGAAGGCAUGAGCAGGUCCACAGCAGAGACUAUUCGUAUCGGCCUGGUUGACUUGCUGGCGCACUUGCAUCUCCAACACGGCAGGAUGCUUGGGAACUCAGCGCCCGAGUCAUUGGGCAUAGCGCUGCGCACUGUGGGCAAGGGUGGCAACCAAGAUGCUGUCCGCUGCGCUGCGCUGCGGUUAGCGGCGGCGGUGGUGCGCGGCAUGAGCCCCACGGAUCGCUCUGGACCAGCGGUGCAAGCGGACGCGUGGCUGAUCGUCCAGCGCUUCGCGAAGGACAGGACAUGCGAGGGGGUCCGGGAGGGCUGCCUGAAGCUGUUGAGUGCGCUUUGCGCUGCCGGCGGCGGGCCGCUGUGGCGGGAUGGCGCAUACGGUGCUGACGAGGCGCUGCGGUUGUGCUUGGUGUCGACGGAGGAUCCCGUACAGGCCGUGCGCAACUCUGCAUUCUCCGCGCUCGGUGAGCUGGCGGCUGCGUCCCGGCCCGCAGCCAAGUCCGAGGCCGUGGUGGGGGAGAAGCGCCCCGCCAAGAAGGCCGCGGCGGAGCGGGUAGUGUCGGGCUGCGUGCGGGCCUGCCUCGUUGCGCCCCUGCUGGACGCGGCUGUGCACUCGAAGCGGGAGGCGUGCCUGGGCAUCAGCAGAUCGUGGAUGGCUUACAUCGCCGCUGUGAAGCACCAGCACCAUCAUGGCGGCGAGCAGACAACGGAGCUCUUGGAGAUCGCAUGGCUGCUCAUUAAUGCUGUGAACGAGGCUGCGCGGAUGGUGGCGGAGGCGCGCGUGUAUGCGACGGCUGACCCGAACGGCGAGCUGGGUUCGGGGCUGGCAGGCAGCGAACUGCCCCCGCUGCAGGCAUGUGCGCUGUACGUGCUGCGUCGCGGCAUCAUGUCUUCCUUGACGGAGGUCACGCAGCGCAAGUUGUUGGAGCGGCUGGCUCACACUCUGGACAAGCGGCUGUCCACCCCGGCGGCUGUGGUCGCACUGGAGGCGCUGGCUUCCUUGCUGGAGGCUGUUGGGGAGGUUACGGACGAAACCGCAAACUCUCUUGGGGUCCUGUUGCAGCCGUAUGUUGCUUCGAACAGCGCCGCCACCCGCCAGCAGGCAUCCGUCGCCCUGGCGGCCCUGGCCGCUGCGCACCCGGCCGCCGCCGCACGCAUGUUGUCGAGCUGCCUAGACACGAGCUCGGGUGUUCAAUCCGGGAGAGGCAUGUCGCCGCCCACUCCAUCACUAGCGAGGAUCUCGGCCUCUGUAGCUGACUGCGCUGCCGCCGCUACUGUUCUGGCUCCGGCGUCGCUGGCGCGGCCGCUGACGCCGAAUGACGGCGCCGGCGCCGGCGGCCGGCCGGCAGCUCAGGCGCAGCAGCGGGCGGUCUUGGACACGUGUCACGGCGCGGCACUGUCGGCGUCACGGUUGCUGCUGGCCAUGGCACGCGCACCGUUGGGCUGCCCGGCCCGUUUACAAUGGCGGGCGUUGUCGCUGGCAGAAGAGUUGGUCACAGAGCAAGGCCCUGAGCAGCCGUUUAGCAGGGCAAUCUGUAAGGAGGUGGGGUUCCUGCUGUUAGGAACGCUGUGCGCUCUGGGCGUGCCGCAAUCAGUCCGCGGGCCAGCAAAGAUGGCGGCGCUGUGGCAGGUGGCGCUCGGGGAGGCGGCACGGAGGGACCUCGACGAGCGCAGCCUUCCCCCGCGCCCGGGAGCGGAAUUGGACCUCGCGGUGCACCUGUGGUGGCGCGCCGUGGCGCUACAAGCUCUGUCUGCCUACUUGGCCGCCGCACACGGGGGCCAUGGCGGCGGUGGCAGCUCUGGUUUCGGAGCUGCCGCCGGAGGCGGCGCGUCAGCGACGCCCGGUCGCGGCCGGCUGCAGCCCUUUUUGCCCGGCGCCGCGGCGUCCUUCACUGCCGCAGGAAGGCCGCCUCUGCACGCCGCCGUAGCGGUGGGAGAUGCUUUAGUGGCGACCCCGCGGGUGAGGUCCGCAACUGUAUGGACGGCGUCCGUAGGGACGGGAGCGGCAGCGGCGAUGGCGGCGGCCGGUGGAUCAGUAGGUGUGGAGCACCACGAUUGGGGGGAGCUGUCGGCCCAUCUGGGGCCUCUGAUUGAGCCGCUGCUGGAAAUGCUGGACACACAAUCUUACCUGCUUGAUCCUGCGAAAGCGAAGGGCGGCCCUGGUGGGCUACUGGCGGGCGCCUCUGCCACGUUCAUCCUAUCCCUUCUGGAGCUUCACCUCCGGGCUCCUGGCGGCCGCAUCUCGAGCUCCUCGUCCCACACGGCCCUGUUGACCAAGGCAUGCUUGCGGCCGUUCCGGCAGGGCUUAACCCCAGGUGCUGCUGACGCCCUCACGCUGGCGGGGCUGCGAGGGCUCCUCUGCGCGGACGAUGCGCCCUUGGGCCCGUGGCCACCCGCCACGGAUCCGCUCGAGGACGCGCUGCGGUGCUUCACUGGCGCCGACGGUAGUGAGGGGUCUUCCAGCUAUGGUACAGCUGGGGCCCCGGGGGUAGCGGCUGUAGCUGUGGCAGGGGCCUCCCUCGGCGUUGCUGCUGCCGUUGGCGGCGGCGGCGGCAGCGGCAGCGCGGAGGGCGUGGGUGGGGUGGCGGCGUUGCCGCCACCGGGGGGCCUCGCGCAUGCGACCUACCCGCAGUCGGUUGGGCUGGAGGCGGCGCUGCUUACUGUGCAGAUGGUGUUGCUGGGCCGUCAGAUGGCAGCUUCGCCGCUUAUGCAGCAACUGCAGGUCCUCGAGGUCAUCCAGAACGCAUUGCAGGCCUCCAAGACGUUUGCCCGCCAGAGCCGUGACGUGGCGGCCUGCCGCCGCCUCCCUCUGGCGGUGGCGGCGGCGGUGGCGGUGCUGGCAGGCUACGGACACACUGCGGCCGGGGUGGCAGCGCGGCGGCCCAAGGCGCCGUUGGAUACGACUGACAAGGUUCCCGAAAAGCUGCUGCAGCUGGCUCAGGUACUCAUGCCGGAUGAGGAGGCCGCCUCACCUGCGGCCGCGGCGCUAUCUCGCGCCGCCGCGGAGACGUACGCCGCCUCUGCGGCGACCGGCUCCGAAACUUGGGCCUUGCGCGUCGUACGCGCGCUCGCGUCCGAGGUUGCGGCCAGUGCUGCGGAGGGCCGCGAUUCGCAACAGCGUGCGGCCGCGGUGGCCAGCAGCGCGGAGGCGCUGGUAGCGGCGGCUGCCCGACCAGGCUGCACGUCAGCGGCUGCGUGGGUGUUGCACGGGCUGUGGCUGGUGGCCUGCAGUGCCGGCGGCGCGUUUGUGCCACGUGUCAAGACCAGUCUGCAGCUGGGACAGGAGCUAUUGGUGAGCUCCUUCGAGUCGGCUGCCCUGCGUGCUGCCUGCGCCCGCUUGGCCAACGCAUCCGUCGCCGUGCUGGGUCCCGAGUUCAGCCUGGGGAGUUUGGCGUAUGUGCGGGCCAAGUCGCUAGUGGCAGCGAGCGGUGCGUCCUUGCACCGUGGCGGCGGCGGCGGUGGGGGCGGCGCCGACGGCGGCCUGGGGCUGGUGCUGUUCGUGCAGCAGAUUAUCCUGUUCGCGCCGCAUGCUGUGCCACCGGCCAAGCACGUGCCAUUGCUGCUGUCGCACCUCCUCUCCAGCCAGCCUGACCUCCGUGCAGCAGCAGCCUUGACGUUGCGGCACCUGGCGGAGCGAUCCGCGGAGGCGCUGCGGCCGUCGGAGGCGGCUCCGCUGCUGUUUGCGGCGCUGGACAGGGAAAGCGAUGCUCGAAUUGCAGGUCAACUGCGUGCAACCAUAACAACCAUAUUGAACGCCAGCGUGGUUUCGGUGCCGUCCUUUUGGCUGGAGCUUCUCAGCGACGUCGUCUUCGCUGCCGGUCCGUCGUCGGCCACUGCCGCAAGUAGUGGCGGCGAUGGCGGCGCGGCGGAUGUGCCGCGCGGCGACGAUGAUGAAGAUGAGAAGUACGGCGGCGGCGGCGGCGGCGGCACCGCCGUCGCCGCCGCCGGGUUCACCGCAUCUUCGGGGGCAGCCGGAGCGUCAGGGGCAAAGGCGGGGCCCCGAUCCGUCAGCAGCAAGACCCCGCGUUCUGUUCGUGAGGUGCUUGUGGCCCCGCACCUUCGGACCCGGCACUUCGCAGCCGAGUGCUUAAUUAGGGCCAUCCGCGUGUGCGUGGCGUCUGACGAGCGGCAUCGUGACCCUGCCGUACUGGAGUGCCAGGCGUCCGAUCGGACCACCUCCUCCGGCGGCACGGCGGGCGGCCAUGGUGGCCGCGGCAGCGACCUGCUCAUUGCAAAGCUCCAGGUUCUUGUGGAUACGGGCUUCAAGCUGGCCACCUGCCCGUUGGAGUCCUUGAGGCCUCACGGCGUCCGAAUGUUGACACUGCUGGUGCAGCUCUUUGGAGACGUGCCGGAUCCGCUGCUGCAAGGUGCACGGCUAAUGGAACAGUACCAAGCGCAAGUGGUUUCGGCGCUGCGGAGCUCCCUCGGCGCCCGCCAGGCGGUGACCGGGGGCCUGCCGGGCCUGCCGGGCCUUGCGGCCGCCACCGGCACCGCCGCAACGCCCGGCGCUCCUAUCAGCACCGCCAUUGGCGGCGUUGGCGGGAGCGGUUCAAGCGACAUGGUGCAGCAUCCCUUGCUGCAAAUUGCAGGUGGCGUCUUGGCCACGUGCUUCUUGGAGAGCGGGCUGGCAGCGGGUGACGCGGUGGUGAUGCGACGGUUGAUGGAGCUGCUCUCGGCGCCCCUGUCCGCCUGGCACACGUUACGCUACGCGGAGUAUGCGGAGUGGGUGGGAGCACGCGCGCGGGUGGAGCUGCUGCGCGCCCAGGCGCAGUGCUCCGCCAUCGCAGCGGCCGCGGCUGCACGUGGCGACACGCUAUGCGCGGGCAUUGUGACCAAGGCCCAGGAGCCGCACGCGGCCCGACUGCAGGCUCUGUGGGGGCUGCUGCUGCAGGACCAUGCGGUGCUUAGCUCGCAGCCGGAAGUGGUGUUGGCGGCGUAUCAGAGCCCGCUGCUGGAGGGCAGCACGUCGCCGUCACCGCUGCCAUCGGCAGCGGAAGGGGGUGGCGAAGGGGAAGACGAAGAACGAACGCCGAGAGGGGCUGUGAUCGGCGAUGCUGCUGCUGGCGGUAGCGCCAACGCCGGUUAUAUGGGCGAGCCUGGGUUUGGGAUGACGCCAGCGCUGGCGGCAGUGCUCCGCCCGGUGUAUGCGGCCGCGUGUCCAGCUGCGCUGGCAGCGUUAGCGGGACGGCUUCCGGCGGCGGCGGAGCUGGCGGCGAAUUCUUCGUCUCGGGCGCAGUUCAGGCUGCUGCUGGAGGUGGGGCUGAUGCUCUUGUCAGAUGCUGCCGCGCGUUUGGCGCAUUGUGUACAUGAAGCCAUACGUGGCGCUACCGCCUCCGCGGCCGCCGCCGCCGCCGCCACGUCGUCGCCUUCGCCGAGCCAGGGCUCCAUCGCUUCUUCCGUUGCCAACGGAUCUCCGGCGGGAGUCGCGGUGGCGGCGGCAACGGCGCCGUCGUCGACAGCGCGACCGACGGACUUGGCGCAGCUCCAGGACGCGGCCGUACGUCUUACAGGCGUGCUCCGCGCCCUGCAGCGCUUCCUGUCCCCCGAACACCUUACCAUAAUGUUCGUUGCCGCUCCCACUGCUGCUGCUGCGGCGGCGGCCAACGAACCCGGCAGCGCUGGCGCUGGCGCCGACGCCGUCGCACCGGCAGCACCUGCGGUGACAGCAGUGACGGAGCCGCUCGUGCCGCCAGCUGUACUGCGUGACUUUUUACAGUGCCUGGGCGCCGCGGCCUUUCACGCGCUGCUGCCCUUCCACUGGGCCCUGCUCGGCGGGCUGUUACCGGCUAGCUUGGCCGGGCUGCUGCCUGGCCUGGUGCUGCCGUGUUGCUCGGUUGUUCGAGAGGUCUGUAUCGCCGCUCCGGAGCAGGGAUUGGGAUUCAGGAUGGAGGACUCUGACAACGGUGGUGUCGGCGGCGACGGUUACUGUGGCGCCGUUGAUGCCGGAGAUGACGCUGGCGAUGCGGAGGAGGCGGGGGUGUCGCGGCCGGGCCGGCGGGGCUCAGGCAGCGGCGACGGUCAGGAGCACGGCGCUGGGGACGGACGUGCGACAGCGCACCGACAGGGCGCGAACGGUACCGCGAACGGUUGGCAGCGGCACUUGCGCGGCGAUGGUGAGUAUGACGAUGAUGCCUCAGAGGCCGCAUCAUCUGCACACGUGACCCUGACCGCUGCGUGUGUGGAGACGAUUUUGCUGCUUGCGUCGGUCUGCGUGCCGUACUCGUACGGCAGCACGGCACAGCUGGAUGGCACAGCAUCACCUAGCAGUAGCAGCCGGGGCGGAAGCGGAGGUGUCGCCGCCAUCGGGGGCUGCCUGAGGCCGCCAUUCGUUGUUCGUUGUUCGGUUGCGCCUGCGACGGCACGAGGACGAGAGGUCAACAACGACGGUGAUGAGAGUCGUUGCGGCAUGAAGGGUCCCGGCAACGACAUAGCGGCGCUUGACGGGUUGGGCGGGCUGGACGGAGUUCCGGGCUGUGUGCCGCUGCCAUCCACCUUGGGGAUGGAGGCGUCGACUGGGCUCAUCCAGUGUGCAGUGCAGCUGCUGGCGGCGGCUCAGCAACUGAUCCGAAGGGCGUCCUGGAGCUCGCUGGGACCCCAUGUCGGACCGCUGCUGGAGCUGCCGCUGCGACUUAUCCUCACCUCCUCUCCCGGGACUCCUCCUCCGCUCGUGGUGGCGGCUCAGAGCUACCUUGACACGACCCUGGCAGUGCUGCAAGCUCGCACUACCGAGCUUCCGGCUCAAGCUCUGUCAGAGGAGGCGCCUCAGUCAGCCGCGGACGCCGGCCAGAGCGGGGACUCUCCCUCGCCUCCUGUCAUGGCAGCGGCUGCCAUUGUGGCGGUGGCUGAUAUGGUGGAGCUGCAUUACAGGGGCCUGCAGAAGGUGCUACGGCAGCGGCGGCGGCAGCCUGCAGAUUGCGGCGGCGGCGGCGGCGGCGAGGAGGAUGGAAAUGACCCUGCUGUCGCCGUCCCUGCGGGUGCUACCGCUGUGACGGCGCAGUUACUGCAGGGACGCCUUGCGGCAUUGGUGCCUAUCCUGCUGACGGGUGCGGUAGCAUCGGCAGUGGUAGCAGUGGAUUGCAAUGUGCCGGGCACCACGCCCACCCUUCUCUCACCUUCCAAGCAGCAGCAGCAGCAACAACAGCAACAGCAGCAGCAGCAUCAACUGCCGCCUGCAUCCGCCCGCAACAACGGACUAUCCACUCCGGGGGCCGCUGUGGGCUCCAUCAGUCGUUUAGCAACAACAACAACACCGACGACAACAACAACACCGACAACAGCGACCAGGGUGUCGGCGGGAGGCGUUGCACCGCAGGCUGGUGGCGCCGCUGCUACCGUCGCCGGCAGCCUGGCAGCAUCACCAGCCCCCUCACCGACGGCAAGUCCGCGGCCCAUGGACUCCAUCGAAGCUCGGGACUAUGUGUUGGCGGUGCUGACAGCCGCGUUCCAGGCAGAUGUGCCAUCGGCAGCAGCGCUGGCGGUGCUGGAGGCUGUACGGGCCGCCGUACAGGAGGCAGCAUCUGGAGACCCUAGCUCCCCACGCGGCCGAUGGGUUCGCACGCUGGUAUGCUCCCUGGUGCCGCCCGCGUUAGGGCGUGUGGCAGCACUGCUGGCACGCCCCAAGCAGCCAACUUCAGGCGCUGACCAAUCUUUCGUGGCCGAGUCUCUAAAGCUGCUGGUUCUGGCGGCCACGUUGGCGGGUCCACACGGCGGCGCGGCGCAAGAGGGGGUGCUGCAGGUUCUGGUGCCUCUCUUGGUGGAGCUGGCGGCGCCCUCCGCGGGGCCCGCGGCAGCAAGUCCCGCGCUGAGGGACAUGGCCGUCAAGCUCAUCACCAGCUUGCCCACCGCGGCUGCUGGCGCCGCCUUCAAGACGCACCUUGCAGCGCAGCCCGUGGCUGCCAAGCUGCGGCUGCAGGGCGCGCUGCGGGAUGCAGCCGCCGCUGCCGCUGCUGCUGCCGCUGUCGCGGCGGCGCCUAGCGGCAGUACGGCGGCGGCGGCGCCGCUUACGGCAACUGCUGCGGUGCUGCCGCCACCAGCCACGUCCCUCCCUGGACCAAGCGGUGCCUCAGGCCGGACAAGGCCCGCCAUCCAGCUGAAGACCACUUUUGCGCUGCCGCUUCCUGGUAAAUAG
Molecule: messenger RNA, 8412 nt
Organism: Volvox carteri f. nagariensis
Lineage: Eukaryota; Viridiplantae; Chlorophyta; Chlorophyceae; Chlamydomonadales; Volvocaceae
Exons: 30
Coding region: 1-8412 (2803 amino acids)
Biological process (GO): carbohydrate metabolic process
Source: RefSeq, a predicted model, not a curated record